Rhodotorula graminis WP1 is the source of this 1434-nucleotide messenger RNA. RefSeq lists its product as uncharacterized. The record is from RefSeq and is a predicted model, not a curated record. NCBI's taxonomy places the organism in Eukaryota, Fungi, Basidiomycota, Microbotryomycetes, Sporidiobolales, Sporidiobolaceae. Gene Ontology annotation, cellular component: nucleus; cytoplasm. The transcript has 11 exons. Gene Ontology annotation, molecular function: 5'-flap endonuclease activity; DNA binding; 5'-3' exonuclease activity. Bases 98 to 1255 code for a protein of 385 amino acids.
CCCUCCGAGCUCCACUUGCGCACCUCGUCCUCCUCGACCCCGACCCUUCUUCGCGCUCUCGCCGCACACACACCCUCGCCUCGAGCAGACCGCCAAGAUGGGUAUCAAGGGCCUCACCAUGCUCAUCAACAACAACGCGCCCAAGGCCAUCAAGCAGGCCGAGAUGAAGACGCUCUUCGGCCGCAAGGUCGCCAUCGACGCGUCCAUGUCGAUCUACCAGUUCCUCAUCGCUGUCCGCCAGCAGGACGGCCAGCAGCUCAUGAACGAGGCGGGCGAGACGACGAGCCACCUCAUGGGCCUCUUCUACAGGACGAUCCGCAUGGUCGAGAACGACCUCAAGCCGUGCUACGUCUUCGACGGCAAGCCCCCGCAGCUCAAGUCGAACGUCCUCAAGAAGCGCUUCUCGAACCGCCAGGAGGCCAAGGAGGACGAGACAGAGGCCAAGGAGACGGGUACGGCGGAGGACGUCGACAAGCUGAGUCGUCGCCAGGUCAAGGUGACGAGGGAGCACAACGAGGAGUGCCGCCGCCUCCUCACGCUCAUGGGCAUCCCUUGGGUCGAGGCGCCUUCUGAGGCCGAGGCGCAGUGCGCCGAGCUCUGCCGUGGUGGCCUCGUGUACGGCGCCGGCUCCGAGGACAUGGACACGCUCACGUUCAACUCGCCCAUCGUGCUCCGCCACCUCACCUUCUCCGAGGCGCGCAAGAUGCCGAUCGACGUCAUCAGCCUCGACGAGGUUCUCGAGGGCCUCGAGCUCACGAUGGACAAGUUCAUCGACAUGUGCAUGCUCUGCGGGUGCGACUACCUCGAGCCGAUCAAGGGCGUCGGCCCCAAGACGGCGCUCAAGAUGGUCAAGGACUACGAGUCGAUGGACGACAUCCUCGCGCACCUGCGCAAGGGCAAGAACCCGCCGCCCGAGGACUGGCCGUACGAGGAGGCCAAGGAGCUCUUCAAGAACCCAUCGGUCAAGCCGGCGAGCGAGAUUGACCUCAAGUGGGAGGCGCCCGACGUCGAGGGCCUCGUCGACUUCCUCGUGCGCGAGAAGGGCUUCUCGGAGGAGCGCGUGCGCAAGGGUGCCGACAAGCUCAAGGCCCGCCUCUCGGCGAAGCAGCAAGGGCGUCUCGACGGCUUCUUUACGGUCGCGCCCAAGGACGGUGCCGGCACCAAGCGCAAGGCCGACGACAAGAAGGACUCGAAGGGCAAGAAGGCCAAGACGGACGCCAAGGGCAAGGGCGCCAAGGCGACCAAGAAGAAGUAGCUCGACGGGUCACCGUCGAGCUGUCGAGCUGUCCGUGUUUGAGGAGGACGAGGAGAAAGGACGAGGAGACGCUCCCCCGUUGUACCCCCCUGCUUUGCCUGCGCCGCACCGUUCCCGCCCGCUUUCACCCGAUACCUGUUUGUCCUCUGUACUCGUCUGCAACGAUGCUGCGAUACCCU